Molecule: messenger RNA, 1862 nt
Organism: Polypterus senegalus (gray bichir)
Lineage: Eukaryota; Metazoa; Chordata; Cladistia; Polypteriformes; Polypteridae
Gene: pitpnc1a
Product: phosphatidylinositol transfer protein cytoplasmic 1a
Exons: 9
Coding region: 612-1598 (328 amino acids)
Biological process (GO): phospholipid transport
Cellular component (GO): cytoplasm
Molecular function (GO): phosphatidylinositol binding; phosphatidylinositol transfer activity
Source: RefSeq, a predicted model, not a curated record
GCACCAGCAUGAUUCGGGACAAUCACACAGAUGUUCAGGAAGCUGUUAUUAGCGUGUUAGGGGUGAAUGCAGUCAGAAGUAUAUCCAUCCCUGCAGCUGAGCGUAUGAAAGUAGGGACAGCCAGAUGUGGAGCAGCGUCUGUGUGUGUAUAUGGGCGAGUAUAUUAGAGGGCGGGGCUCAGGCCCGGCGCAAGCAGAGCAUAAGCAGCAGGAAGUGAGAGAGAGGAGCCAGAUGUGCAGAGAGCGCAGUUUGAGAAACAGCACCAGGAGGAGGAGCACCAGAGAGCAGAGCAGACAGACAGACGCGCAGUGAGUAGUAGCAGGAGAAGGAACAGGAAGAGUAAUUCAGCCAGAUGUGCAGGCUUCAUGCCUGGUUCUUUAUUUUAAGACAGCAGGAAGAAUAUUCGCAGCUUCACCCCCUUCAGACGACCCCCUCCUUCAAUCAAACUUCCCCACCUCCACUCGCGUGCGCUCCGGCCGCAGCCCAGGCGCUGGACAUUCGCUCACAAAUGCGGAUUCAACGCGCGAGCUGAGCUUCAAGUCCACCGGCGAGGCACGAUGCUGCGGCCACUUGCUCAGUGACGGCGCGUUGAGAGGACCGAGCUAGCAACCAUGCUGCUCAAGGAGUACAGGAUCUGCAUGCCGCUCACCGUGGAGGAGUACAGGAUUGGCCAACUGUACAUGAUCAGCAAGCACAGCCAUGAGCAGAGCGACCGUGGAGAGGGCGUGGAGGUGGUCCAGAAUGAGCCAUAUGAGGAUCCAGACCACGGUCAUGGACAAUUCACCGAGAAGCGUGUCUACCUUAACAGCAAACUUCCCAGCUGGGCCCGGGCCGUGGUCCCCAAGAUCUUCUACGUAACAGAGAAAGCGUGGAACUACUACCCCUACACAGUGACAGAGUACACUUGCUCCUUUUUGCCAAAGUUUUCCAUUCACAUAGAAACCAAGUACGAGGACAACAACGGAAGCAAUGAUCACAUCUUCGAUGAUAGUGAAUCAAAAGAAGUGGAGCGGGAGGUGUGCUUCGUGGACAUCGCCUAUGAUGAGGUUCCAGAGCGCUAUUACAAGGAGUCUGAGGACCUCAAAUACUUCCUGUCAGAGAAGACAUCCCGGGGUCUCCUCCAGGAAGGAUGGAGGGACACACAAAAGCCCAUCAUGUGCUCUUACAAGUUGGUUUCAGUGAAGUUUGAGGUCUGGGGUCUCCAGACCCGUGUGGAGCAGUUUGUACAUAAGGUCAUUCGGGAUAUUCUCUUGCUCGGACACAGGCAAGCAUUUGCGUGGGUGGACGAGUGGAUAGACAUGACAAUGGAUGAAGUACGGGAAUUUGAGAAAGCUACUCAGGAAGCCACAAACAAGAAAAUUGGAGUGUUUCCGCCCGCCAUCUGCAUCAGUGAAAGCACCCUGCCUUCCUCAACCCGCAGCGCCCCCUCCAGUGCGCCCUCCACGCCUCUCAGCACAGACGCACCGGAAUUUCUGACUGUGCCGAAAGACCGUCCACGGAAGAAAUCCGCUCCCGAGACCCUGACCCUGCCAGACCCAGCCUUGAGCGUGCCCAAGCACUCGCCUUCUGCCAAGCCAUCCCUCUCCAAACCAGAGUGACCUCUCCUGUUGUGGACAUCGAGCCUUGAUCUAUUUUUAUAAGCUGUUGGUGUGCUGUAAAAGACUGGAGACACUGUGUCCUUCUCAGACGUUUUGACAGAAACUCAACUACGUGUUUUUUGUUCAAUGGCCAGAUGAUGAGAAGCCUUUCUUUAGCCAACUGUCUUUAUUGUUUGUCUCUUUAAUUGGUUUUUGGCGUUUUGCGCUUUUUAGUCAUGCAUUUUUGUUUUUUAAACAUUAAACAAACUUAGUAGAGUCGAAGAA